UCAUAUGAAAAUAAAACGUUUUAUCCACUGCUCUGUGUCUACGGAAUCCACGCUUGCUUUCGAAGUCUCGCGAUAACACACCGGGGUGAGUUUCAUCUGUCACCUGAGUUUCGGGACGGGAGGAGAACUACAAUAGAUUUGAGGAUGUCUUUGAAUGAAGAGGGUUAUGUGGUUCGGAUCAGAGGACUUCCCUGGUCCUGCACACAGGAGGAGGUGGCCAGUUUCUUCUCAGAUUGCGACAUCAUUGGAAAAGUAAAUGGGGUGUGUUUCACCUACUCUAAAGAAGGCCGUCCCAGCGGCGAGGCUUUCAUUGAGUUGAACACGGCAGAGGAUUUUAAGAAUGCUCUUGCCAAGGACCGCAAAUACAUGGGACACCGAUACGUUGAAGUGUUCAAGUCAAACCGCAGUGAGAUGGACUGGGUGCUAAAACGUAGCGGUCCUGCUGAUUAUGACAGCUCCAGUGGUUGCAUGCUGAGAUUAAGAGGACUGCCCUUUGGUUGCAGCAAGGAGGAGAUUGUCCAGUUCUUUUCAGGGUUGAGAAUCGUGCCAAAUGGGAUUACUCUGCCAGUGGACUACCAGGGGAGGAGCACAGGGGAAGCCUUCGUGCAGUUUGCCUCAAAGGAGAUAGCAGAAAAGGCUCUGGGGAAACACAAGGAAAGAAUAGGGCACAGGUACAUAGAGAUCUUUAAGAGCAGUCGUAAUGAAAUCAGAGCCUACUAUGAUGUUCCCCGGCGGGGAAUUGGGGGUCAGAGGCCGGGCCCUUAUGACAGACCAAUGAUGUCUGGCCCCAGAGGGGGGUUCUUUGGUCCUGGGUCUGGCCGUGCUGGGGGUCUCAUGGACAACAUGAGGAGUGGAGGUGGUUACGGAGGAGGUUACAGUGGCUUCGACAACUACAACGGUUUCAACAACUACUGUUUUGGUAACGGGAUGUUUGAUGAGCGCAUGAGAGGAGAGAGAGGAGGGAGAGGAAUGGGAGGCCAUAGUUACGGUGGAGGUGACGUUGGCUCAGGUUUUCACAGUGGCCAUUUUGUCCACAUGAGGGGUUUACCUUUCCGAGCCACAGAGGGAGACAUUGCUAAAUUUUUCUCUCCCUUGAUUCCACUGAGGGUCCACAUUGACGUGGCUCCUAAUGGCAAGUCCACAGGAGAGGCAGAUGUGGAGUUUCGCUCGCAUGAAGAUGCUGUGGCAGCCAUGUCCAAAGACAAAAAUCACAUGCAGCAUCGUUAUAUCGAACUGUUUCUUAACUCAACGUCCAGCGGAGCAGAAACGAGCCGUGGUGGAGGCGGUUACUAUAGUAACUCGGGAAGUGGAGGCUCACGAAGCAGUGGGCUGCGAGGUUCAUACUGAUGUCACUCCACCUUUCCAUCCAUCCUGGUGUGUGUUUGGAUCUUUUGCGGCCACAUUUUACAGUUUCUAAGCUGGAAAGCUGAUGAAAAGUUGUGAUUUUCAGUUUUAGUAUGACCACCUACAUCCAAUGACAUAAGAAUAUGAAGAACAAAACAGCCUCAGAUAAAAGCUUGGAGAUGUUGUUGGGGCUGAGCAGGGCUGUAUUUGAUAUUUUUAAAUAUAAUUAUAAAUUGGAUACUGUAAUUGUUUUUGGCAAAAGUCACUUAAAUUAUUGACAUGUUGAGGUGAGAUUUUAUCUGGAUCAAAAUUGUAUUUGUUUAUUGUAAAUUAUCCAAACUAAAAACAUAUUUUAAUUGGAUUUCAUAUCAGCUUCUCCGAUUUGAAAGUUUUUUUAAAUGUGAGCCUGUGUGUUUUUGUUGUUUUUUUAAUAAGGAAUGUUUUCACAGUUCAUUACAGAAUUUAAAAUUUAAGUUGAAUAUAAUAUUCCACUUUUGAUGAGUGGAAGUAAAACAAAAUCUCUAUAUUUGAGCUGUAAUAUAGCCUAUGCAGCUGUUGUACAUUUUGCCUAAUAAACUUUGUAUUUAAUUGUC
Cololabis saira (Pacific saury) is the source of this 1937-nucleotide messenger RNA. RefSeq names its product heterogeneous nuclear ribonucleoprotein H3 (2H9) (gene hnrnph3). Gene Ontology annotation, molecular function: RNA binding. The record is from RefSeq and is a predicted model, not a curated record. The coding region runs from base 145 to 1347 and encodes 400 amino acids. Gene Ontology annotation, biological process: regulation of RNA splicing. The transcript has 11 exons. Gene Ontology annotation, cellular component: nucleoplasm; ribonucleoprotein complex. NCBI's taxonomy places the organism in Eukaryota, Metazoa, Chordata, Actinopteri, Beloniformes, Belonidae.